This is a messenger RNA of Pogona vitticeps (central bearded dragon), 4597 nucleotides long. NCBI's taxonomy places the organism in Eukaryota, Metazoa, Chordata, Lepidosauria, Squamata, Agamidae. The record is from RefSeq and is a predicted model, not a curated record.
AGUCCGCGGACGGUGCCAGCGCCUUGAUGCGAUUACAGUACAGUAUACUUGAAGAACGCUCCGCGAAGCUCCGCCCCCUCGGAGCGCGACCAGUCGCCUCCACCGCUUGGGUCAGAGCUGGGUGGGACUGGCGGUCUUUCUUUCGUUACUGCAUUGCAAGCACUGAGGGCAUGGGGAGGCAAGGCGUCUACUCGGAGGCAAGAGUCCGGAACUUUGAAACAUGCUCGGGCAGUUUCAGGAUGGCUACAAACCCUUUCAGCUUCAUCAGAAAAAAUUAAGAUGUUCCUUUUGAGUGUCAAGAAUGAAAUUAAAAUACAUUUUGGGGUGCGGUGAUUCUUGCCUUUCUCGUCGAUGUCUUCCUGUCUCUUUGACGGUUUUAUAAUUAAACUGAUUCAGAAGAAACUCUCUUCAAGACCAUGACUGAAGAAAAGAAUCUUGGCGCGUCUCAGAAAGUUUUGUCUCCUUCAAGAAGUACCAGCAGUUGCUCUUCUAAACAGGGAAGCAGACAGGACAGCUGGGAAAUUGUGGAAGGUCUGCGGGGAGCCAUGAAUUACACUCAGGAACCACAAAAACAGGAAGGCUACCUGCUGAAGAAGAGGAAAUGGCCUCUGAAGGGCUGGCACAAGAGGUACUUUUUGCUGGACAAAGGAAUUCUGAAGUAUGCAAAGGGUUCUGCCGAUAUAGAAAGAGGGAAACUGCAUGGAUGCAUAGACGUUGGUCUUUCAGUGAUGUCAGUGAAGAAAUCAACAAAGUGUGUUGAUCUGGAUACAGAAGAACACAUUUAUCACUUGAAGGCAAAAUCUCAGGAUGUCUUUGAUGAGUGGGUAACAAAGCUUCGUCAUCAUAGAAUGUAUCGUCAGAAUGAAAUUUCCAUGUUUCCACAUGAUAUCAACAAUCAUUUCUUCCCAGCAUCAUCAUCUGUUACGGACUCAGUAGGUGGCCUUUUGGAAUCCACAGGGAGCAGAAAGAGAGGCAGCCUGACCCAACAGAAUUCAGUACAGACGGGAAGUAGUUUAUCAUUCUUGUGUUCAGCUAAUGAGUCAAGAUUUCCAUCUUGGCUGGAGUCUUCUGAAGAAAUGGAAAGAUGCUCAAAAGACCUCUCUCACUGUCAUAACUAUCUCUUAGAAAUGAGCCAGCUUUUGCAAAGCAUGGAAGUUCUCCACAGGACAUAUUCAGCCCCUGCAAUAAAUGCCAUGCAGGCCAUCCCAUUUGAAAGUCCCAAAAAGGAAAAAAGAGCACAUAGAAGAUGGCGUUCCCGAGCGCUUGGCAAAGAAGCUAAAGCAAUGUUACAGGUACCAACUGUUCUUUCUGCUCCACUGAGACUGCAUGCUUCCAAUCCCAAUUUAUCUACAUUAGAUUUUGGUGAAGAGAAAAUUUAUUCUAAUGAUUCUGAAACAACAGCAGAAUUUUCUAAAAUGCAAGAGGACUUAUGUCACCUAGCACAUAAAGACACAGAAUCCAAUAAUGCCAUAGCACAAAACACAGAUCUUAGAGACCGGUUACACAGAAUACAUGCCGAAUCUAUGCUCCAUGAUUCAGCAGCUAAUGCAAAAUCCAGCCCUGAUUUGGCAAAGGAAAACUCAGAAGACGAAAACAGGAGUCUGGUCCACCAACUGUCCAAUGAAAGUCGGCUGUCUAUAACAGAUUCUCUCACAGAGUUUUUUGAUGCACAGGAAGUCCUCUUAUCUGCUAGUUCUUCAGAAAACGAGGUAUCUGAUGAUGACUCAUAUGCCAGUGAUGUAAGUGAUAACAUCUCUGAAGACAACUUGAGCAGUGGCACAGAGAAUGAAAGGCAAACCGUCGACUGUGUUCCUGAUGGCAACAUGGCAAGCCAUUCCAAGCGGAGGACAUGUCUCCCAGCCUCAUGUCCCAACACUAGUAAUAUUAGCCUGUGGAAUAUUCUGCGAAACAACAUAGGGAAAGACCUCUCUAAGGUGGCUAUGCCGGUUGAGUUGAAUGAACCAUUGAACACUUUGCAAAGGCUCUGUGAGGAACUGGAGUACAGUGAAUUGCUGGAUAAGGCUGCGCACACACCUGAUCCAUUUGAAAGAAUGAUAUAUGUUGCUGCUUUUGCCGUCUCUGCCUAUGCAUCCAGUUACUAUAGAGCUGGUAGUAAGCCGUUUAAUCCUGUGCUUGGAGAAACCUAUGAAUGUGUCCGUGAAGAUAAAGGUUUCCAGUUUUUUUCCGAACAGGUCAGUCAUCACCCUCCUAUAUCUGCAUGCCAUGCUGAAUCUGAUAACUUUGUGUUUUGGCAAGAUAUCAGAUGGAAAAAUAAAUUCUGGGGGAAAUCCAUGGAAAUUGUGCCAGUUGGUACAACGCAUGUAAUACUUCCAGUUUUUAGGGACCAUUAUGAAUGGAAUAAGGUGACAUCUUGCAUUCAUAAUAUCUUAAGUGGCCAACGAUGGAUAGAACACUAUGGAGAAAUCAUAGUCAAGAAUCUGAAUGACAACAGCUGUUACUGCAAGCUGACAUUUGUAAAGACAAAAUAUUGGAAUCAUAAUGUUAAUGAAAUUGAAGGCAGUGUUCUAGACAAAAAUGGAAAAGUGAUACAUCGGCUUUUUGGAAAAUGGCACGAAAGUAUGUACUGUGGGACACCGUCUUCAGCAAACUGCAUCUGGAGAGCAAAUCCAAUGCCCAAGGAUUAUGAACAGUGGUAUGGUUUCACACAAUUUGCAUUGGAAUUAAAUGAAUUGGACCCACUCACUAGACCACUGUUACCAUCUACUGAUACUCGAUUUAGACCAGACCAAAGGCUCUUAGAAGAAGGGAAUAUUGAAGGAGCAGAAGCACAGAAACAGAGGAUUGAACAGUUACAGAGAGAGAGGCGGAAAGUUCUAGAAGAAAACAAUAUGGAACAUCAGGCUAGAUUUUUCAGGAAAUCUGAAGAUGACUCUUGGGUCAGCAAUGGAACCUACUUGGAACUUAGGAGAAACCCUGGCUUUUUCAAGUUGGACAAUCCUGUUCUGUGGUGAUAAAAGGACAGGAGACGAGGACAUUUCUCUCUUGUUUUCCUGGUUAUAAGGAAGGAAAUGCUGCAUAUCACCUUGAUAUUCUAGACUCCAGCUUGAUUUAGAGUUUUGACAUGCUCAUUUACUUUGUUCUGUAUCUUCCUCGGCUUUUUUUGAUAGUUACCAUGAUUUGUUUGAAUGUAAAAAAACUCUGAUUUCCUUUAUAUAUUGUAUUUAAUAAACAAUUGUUGAAUGUUAUAUCUGAUAAGGGUUGGAGGGCAGUAAGGUUUUAACACUAUUUUAUCCAAAGGAUUGUGCAAGUUCAGAUUUAAUGCCUUAUCAGAUUGUGCAAAAGAGAGUAUUGGCCAACAGCAUUUAGCUGCACCAUGAAAACAAAAUGGAUACAUGGAUCUCCCCCGUAUGUUAGGUGAGCUACCAAAGCUGGAGUGAGUAUAUGUAUUAUGUUUCUUGCCUAAGAUUCUGUUUCAGUGCUGGAAUCUUUUUGACUUCUUUUUGAAAGAAGGUAUUUAGUAAUAAUAUUUUUACUCCAGAAGAGAAACCUAUUCUAAGAAAUAGUAUGAAGUGGUAGUAGUAUUGAUGGUUCUACUGCCUUACAAAAAAGGGGCACAGUCACUGGAGAACUUCUCUUACACCUUCAUUGGAACAAAUGGAAGUUGAUCCAUUGCAAAGUUCAACUAGACUUGCACAAUGAGCACUCCUAGCAGAUUAUGUCCCGCCAUUUGUAUGAUCUUAGAUGGGCCUCAUCUAGACUAAAGUUUCAGGCCACAAUCCAACCAAAAAGAAUUGUGGUUGAAAUCCUUGCAGACACAAGGGAGUGGGAAGUUAGUUGCAAGCAGAUGCAUUAGGCUGGAUUGUAUUAUUCAGUAAAUUGUAACACAAUGUACUCCUAAAGCUAGAUCAUGGAAACAUAAGACCAAAUGAAAAGAAAUGUGAGUGCUGAGAAAAAUCUUUACACAGCAUGACCUCUUUGUUUCAUUCCUUUGCUUGCUUCUAAAAAAGAGAGAGAGAGAGAGAAGAAGAAGAUCCUGCUGGACAAUAGAAAAGCUGUCUUUUUUUAACUAUUUGCAACAUAGCUGGACAGAUGUUUUCUGAAAUAAUAUUUUGGUAUUUUCUACCUCUUCUGAGCAGCAUUUAUUAUAUUUUAAAAAGAAGCUGACCAUCUGCCUUAGAAAAAAUGUAUGGAAUAUAUGAUCUUCCUUUCAAUGUUUUAUGUUGAGGUAAAUUAUUUGUCUUGCACUAAUAUGGUUGUAUGUUUUUUUUCUGUAUCCUUUAUAUGUAUUCUGAUGUCUUCAUGGGCACACAGCAUGUUGAAGCAAGAAUGUGAAGUAAAUGUAACAGCACUUCAAAAUUGAGGCAGACAAGUUCUUGUUUGUUAAAAUCACAGUUUUACUAUAGCAUCAUGUUUUUGCUCAGAACAGGAAGACCAUGAGACAAAUCUUGUUCCAUAAAUUUUCAGGUUUGUUGUCUACAAGAGCAGAGGAGACGAUGAAAAGCUGCUGAUUUACAACAUAGAAUGCUUUCUCCUGUACACUGAUAAUAUGUUAUGUUAUUGUCUUCUUUGUGGUACAUCAUACAUAUCUUGAAUCCCAGGGCUAUAUGUGGAAGUAAAAUCUUUUAAUUGCAAAUUA